AUGGCUGAACGUCAACUUGUUCCGAAAGAUAUUUUUUACUUCAUCCCUAACUUGAUUGGGUACGGUAGAGUGGUGUCUGCCAUCGUGUCCUUUUCCUUAAUGGACCACCAUCCAAUCUAUUUCACCACGUUAUACUCGAUAUCCUGUCUUCUUGAUGCGUGUGAUGGGUACGCCGCCAGAAAAUACCACCAAUCUUCAAAAUUCGGUGCGGUGUUGGAUAUGGUCACCGAUCGUUGCACCACCACGUCUUUGUUGUGUUACUUGUGCAAGCUUUAUCCUGGUUUCACCAUAGUGUUCCAACUCUUGGUGUCGUUGGAUUUGGCCAGCCACUAUAUGCAUAUGUACGCCACUUUGCAAAGUGGCGGCGACUCGCACAAGAACGUUGAUAAGAACUCCAGUUGGUUGUUGAACUUGUACUACACCAACAAGAAUGUUCUUUUCACCGCGUGCUUGUUCAAUGAGUUGUUCUUCUUGGCUUUAUACUUGAUCAACUUUGACAGCUUCCCGCAAAUUUUCGGGAUCAACUUCGGGGUGGUCUUGGCGUGGAUCACUUUGCCAUUGUGGGCGUUCAAACAGUUCACAAAUGUUGUGCAGUUGAACAGAGCCGCGGUGCUUUUGGCGAAAAUUGAUUGUGACGUUGCCAACAAAAAGGUUCAAAAGGAUGAAUAG
Molecule: messenger RNA, 669 nt
Organism: Saccharomycopsis crataegensis
Lineage: Eukaryota; Fungi; Ascomycota; Saccharomycetes; Ascoideales; Saccharomycopsidaceae
Gene: PIS1
Product: CDP-diacylglycerol--inositol 3-phosphatidyltransferase
Exons: 1
Coding region: 1-669 (222 amino acids)
Biological process (GO): phosphatidylinositol biosynthetic process
Cellular component (GO): Golgi apparatus; membrane
Molecular function (GO): CDP-diacylglycerol-inositol 3-phosphatidyltransferase activity
Source: RefSeq, a predicted model, not a curated record